This is a messenger RNA of Drosophila sechellia, 810 nucleotides long. Its product is annotated as probable serine/threonine-protein kinase clkA. The record is from RefSeq and is a predicted model, not a curated record. Bases 1 to 810 code for a protein of 269 amino acids. The transcript has a single exon. Lineage: Eukaryota; Metazoa; Arthropoda; Insecta; Diptera; Drosophilidae.
AUGGGGGUUCCAAAUAUAGCCAAGCCUUAUGAGAUAGCCUGUAGGGAGGAAAAGUUAGUUGCCUUAGAAGGUGGCGGCUCAGAACCUAAAACUCAAGGGUCGGUAGAGUCGCGAGGUAAGGCUAUUAAAGAAACUGAGAAACAGGAUCAGAAGAAGGAAGAGCCACCGAUUUUGGAAGCUCACAGAGAAACAGGCAUUUGGUCGCAGUACCAGUGGGGAGGAAACAAUCCUCCUCCGUUUUCAAUGCCAUUUGCCAUGCCAAGUAUGAAUGGAUGGCCAGGUUUCGGAAUUCCAUACCCGAUGAUGGGCAAUCCAUGUAGGGCAGGUAAUUUCAACCAGGGGGAGUCUACAGGCUAUCAAGGUCCGAAUCGCAGUUAUCAGAACAAAAAUUCCCGAUGGAAUCAGAGCCAAGCGAACCGAGGUAGACAGUGGAACGGUUAUAACAACAACAACAACUAUUGUAACGGAAAUAACAACAACGGUUAUAAUAGUAACAAUUAUGGCAACUCAAACUAUAACAACGGGUAUAACAGCAAUGGUUAUGGCACCAACAGUGGCAGGGGACAGUUAGCAAUUGAACCACAAUCAAACACAGAAGGCAGCGGCCAGUCCAGGAUGUCCAGGAAUUCGAACAAUUCAGGACAGUCCAGGCAGUCUUAUAAUUCAAACAAUUCUAAGAGAUCGUUUAAUUCAAGCGGCACUGCGGAUAGGAGCGGCAGUAGGGCCUCGAACAGUGGCCAGCUGCAUAACAUUCAGGAGGAUGACACAAAUUUUCCUCAGUCAGCCUCGAGCAAUCCACAGGAUAUUUAG